This is a messenger RNA of Podarcis lilfordi (Lilford's wall lizard), 7084 nucleotides long. The record is from the annotation of a GenBank genome assembly. Lineage: Eukaryota; Metazoa; Chordata; Lepidosauria; Squamata; Lacertidae.
UUUUUUUUAUGUUCUUUUAUCGUUUUAUCUUUUUGCAAACCCGCUUUGAGCGUUUUAUUUUUGUUUUGUUUUACAAUCAAGCGGUGUGCACAUUUUACAAAAUAACUAAGUAGAAUGCCUUCCUGCAACUUAGCCCGCAAGCGAUAUUCCACGCGCGACUCUCAACUCAAGUCUUUGGCUCUUUCUUCCAGCGACGCUUCCGGCGUCCAUCUCCAGCUUGUCCUUCAUUGGUGGCUUGGCCUUUCAUUGAACGAAGCCUUGCGCAGAGCUGACCAAUCCUAAGAGAGCAAGGGCGGGGGAAAGAAUAGGGUUAAAAGAAAAAGAAAAAGCCCCGGCCGUAUUGGCUCUUCGGGUUGACCCUUAGAGGCGAAGCAUGGACGUGAGUGGAGGGCUGGAGAACUUCCCCGUGGCUGUGUGGCCGCGGCUGGAGGAGCCGCCGGCGUUCCAGGUGAGAGCGGCGACCCUUGAAACGGAAGGGCGGGGGACCGAGAGGGCGAAGCCAGUUUCAGCAGCUGUGCGAAAGCUGGUGGGGAACGGCGGCCUUUUCAUUCUCUCUCUCGCAAAGGUCGCUGGGAAUUUUAGUUCUUUCCGGGUCUGCCACUUACCUCUGGUUAGGAGAAUUUCCCCAGGUCUCUCAAUACAGAGGUGGAGAACCGCUGGUUCUUCUAACCGCUGCUCCUUCGGGGAGAGAGUUUACAGGGGAUUAAAUGAUGAGGGUGGCCGAGCUGUGUAUGCCACACUGAGUUCCUUUGGAGAAAAGGGGGGUUGUAUAUUAUUAUUAUUAUUAUUAUUAUUAGUGCUUUUUUCUAAAAAAAAUGUUUAGGGGUAUGCUUCCCCCCCAGAAAAAAAGCACUGAUUAUUAUUAUUCACUUACACAGAUGUACUCGGAAGUGUUGCAUAGGAUUGGGCUGCGCAUGUACGGGUGUUGUACCUGCAAUGUUUGGGACUGAAGCCCACGUAAUAUAUCACCCAUCACUGCAAGAAUAGUUUCGUGCAAUUUCAUUUAAUUGGUUUAUUGCAUUUGCAUGCCCUCUUUCCCCCCACCUCCAAACAAGCUCAAGGUGGCUCACAUAGCUCUUGUGCUCUCCCAUCCACCCUCCCCAUUUAAUCCCCCACAACAACCUUGCAAUGUGAAACAAAAUAAUAAUAAUAAUAAUAAAUCCUUCCAGUAGCACCUUGGGGACCAACUAAGUUUGUUAUUGGUAUGAGCUUCAAUGAGCUUCUGUUGCAGUGUAUCUGAAGAAGUGUGCAUGCACACGAAAGCUCAUACCAGUAACAAACCUAGUUGGUCUCUAAGGUGCUACUGGAAGGAAUUUUUUUGUUUUGUUUUGUUUUGACUAUGGCAGACCAACAGCUACCUACCUAUAACUUGCAAAGUGAGUUAGGCAGAGACAGAGAGGUCACCCGGGUAACUUUGCGGGUGAGCAGGGGUUUGAACCUUGGUCUUCCAAGUCCUAGUCGAGUGCUCGAACUACUACACCACACAUAUAUUUAGUUAGCACAUUUAUAACUUGCUUUUCUUCCACCAUGGAACUCAAGGCAGUGUGUAUUGGGGGGGGGGCACUGCUUGGUUUCCCACCCAGGCCCUUAGCAGACCCAGACCUGCCUUCAGCAAGGUGUCCACUUCCUGUGGUCUCUCUAAAGUCAAGUGUGAAGUCAAAAUUUGUUUUACUUGGAAUACUAUUCCACCUUAGUCCUAAACAUAUUAUAGAAUCAUAGAAUGGUAAAGUUGGAAGGGACCCUGAUAAUCAUCUAGCUCAACCACCUUCAAUGCAGGAAUAUGCAGCUGUCCCAUAUGGGAAUAGAACCUGCAACCUUGGUGUUAUCAACACCACACUCUUAACUGAGCUAUCCAAUCGGUCCCAGUUAGAAAGAUUCCUGCAUCGCAGGGAGUUGGACUUGACCUUCGUAGUCCCUUCCAACUCUGCCAUUCUAUGAUUCUAAGUAGGCCUGAGUGAUGUAAGUUUAAUUCACUUUGGUACAGUGGUACCUCGGGUUACAAACACUUCAGGUUACAGACUUCGCUAACCCAGAAAUAGUACCUCGGGUUAAGAACUUUGCUUCAGGAUGAGAACAGAAAUCGCGCAGCAGUGGCAGCAGGAGGCCCCAUUAGCUAAAGUGGUACCUCAGGUUAAGAACAGUUUCAGGUUAAGAACGGACCUCCAGAACGAAUUAAGUUCUUAACCUGAGGUACCACUGUAUUGCAAUCUCCCCUGUCUUUUGAAAGUAUAGAUGCCAUUGUCUUCUGGCAGGUCUCCUAUAACUUUAAUCCUCCUGUUAAGGCAGGAGUUCAAAAGUUGAAGGUAUUUGCACUGCUAUUACCUCCAGGUCAAUUUCUAGCUCUUGUGCGUAUGCUCAAGCCGCUGGAACCCUUCCAGACACCAGCCCAUCAUUACGUGGAAAAGCAGGCAGGUUUCCUUUGCUUCCUCCAGUGAGUGCUAAAUGACCCUGCACUAUCAGUUACAUCCAUGAGAUGUCACUCUUAUCUUUGGCAAAACCGUUCCAUCUUAUUGCUUAAAUUAUAUUAGUGUUCUUUGAAAACGUAAUUCACAGGCAAAUGUUUAGAUUUCCUGUUGCUGUUUGAUUUUAAAGUUUGUUAAUAUUAGAUGUGUUGUUUGUAUGAAUGCUGACCUUAUUAUAAAUUGAUUUUAAAAGGGUUGCAAUGACAUGUUUUUCCAAUACGUGUGUACACUGUGUACCAAAUAAAAAUAUUCUUACAUCAGUCGUCAACAUGAGAUGCUACAAAAAGUGGGUGAACUUUUGAAAUGUUUUCUCAUUGAAAUAUAGUUUGAAAUUACAUAAUCUUAAAUUUUGGAAUAGACAUGAUACAUCAGAAAUUUAUUCCUCCCAGUCAAUUUGCAGUGAAAAAUCAUUACAAAUUUAAAUUUGGAUUAAAUAUGGCAGGGAAAGGGGAAAGAAACAAGAGACUUAUGGAAAUAUUUUACUUUUCAACAUCAACACAAUCCCUUCCAGAAUAUGUGUCAUCUAUUUCAGGGAUGGGGAGACGAUGGCCCAGUUCUCUGAACUGUUAAGGUCAUAGUGAAUCCCGAUUCUGUCUUCUGCGGUAUUAGCUACCCCAACUACACUCAGCUUUCUUUUGUCUCUGAAAAUGAAACCUAAGAGGAUAUGAUCACUUCCUCCCAAGGUUCCCAGUACUUACACUUCGUCAAUCAACUCCUCCCUGUUGGUGAGCACCAGGUCCAAGCUAGAUGAUCCCCUUGUUGCUUCUUCCACCUUCCGGGAAAUGAAACUAGCGAAGCUGUGAUAAAUCAGUAUGUACAUUAUCACAGCCACGUAUUGAUGAAAAUUAAAUAGGAAAUGCAUUAAACUUCAACCAUCUCCUUUCUGUAUUCUGUCAUGUAGAAAUAAAGCAAACUUUAUUUCACAUUCUUCUAAUGUUCUUAAAGGAUCUAUUUGCCAUCCCAAACACGCUGAAUCAUGGCUGGUCCCUUCAGAUAAAAUUAGAAGCAUGAGAUUUGUGUGGGCUUGGCAGUGUAAUUUUAUCCUUGCUUUGGCUAAUGAGCUACUUUAAGGGAAUUAAAUUAUUAGUGCAUCCUCAGCCAUUCCAUGUGGACUAGCACCUGCAUUGUAAAAAUAGAUCUCUGCAGAAAUCCUCUAGGGAGCAAGGCAAAAUCAAAAACGCAAAUGCAGAAAAGCAUUUAGUUGUGUAUGCUUGUAAACAUCAGGAUGUUUACAUUUCAUAUGUUGAUGUGUAUUUCAGCAAACAUACUGGCAACCUUGAAUGGAGAAUUCAGCUGUAUAUGUAUUUACCCAAAAGUAAGUCCUGUUGAGCUCAGUGGUGCUUUCUUCUCAGUAGACAUGUAUAGGAGUAUGCACUAUUUGUAUCAUAUGCUAUGGCUGGUUUGUUUUUAAUGUAGAAGACACUACACAAUGAUCUGUUUUCUUUUGCAGUACAGCCCAGAUCAUGUGGCUGGAGAGGGAGGAGGACCAGACCCAUCUGAAGUCUCCCUUAAUGGCUGCAGCUGUCACUCCUCUUCCUGUCUUGCCUCCACGUGUUCCUGCCUUCAUUAUGGGGAAAACUAUAACAAUCAGUGCAUUAACUGUGAAGGAAAUGAACUCGAUUUUUCGAAGCCUGUUUUUGAAUGCAACACUAUGUGCCAUUGUGGAGAGUUGUGCCAAAACAGGGUGAUUCAAAGGGGCUUGCAAUUCCGGCUUGAAGUCUUCAAGACUGCCAAGAAAGGAUGGGGUCUCCGCAAUCUGGAGUUUAUACCCAAAGGAAGAUUUGUUUGUGAAUACGCUGGGGAAAUACUCAGCUUCGGAGAAGCAUGUAGAAGGAUACAAUCGCAGACAUCAAGCGAUUCAAAUUACAUUAUAGCAGUAAGAGAACACUUCUGCGAUGGACAGAUAAUGGAGACAUUUGUGGAUCCCACUUACAUUGGUAAUGUUGGUAGGUUCCUGAACCAUUCCUGUGAACCAAACCUCUUUAUGGUCCCUGUCCGAGUAGACUCAAUGGUACCUAAAUUGCCACUUUUUGCCAUCCGUGACAUUUGUGCCAAUGAAGAACUUUCAUAUGAUUAUUCAGGUAGAUACCAUAAUUCCUCGCCUGAGAAAGAUCAAGAAGAGCUGCAGCAAGUGAAAGUAUCUAAGAAGCCCUGUUAUUGUGGGGCCAAAUUAUGUGCAAAUUUUUUGCCUUAUGAUAGUUCAUUAUUCCACAAAGAUGACCUAAGAAGCCGUGCUGUAGAAACACUCUGAGAAUAGAACCAGUAGCAUGUAGAAGGCAUCUGAAGGCAGAGUUGAGGGAUCAGUGCAUGGAAUCAGCAUUCCACAUAGGUAGAUGAUGGAGGUGUGUUUCCCUAUCUAACAUUGCAAUGCUGAUUGAAGUGGCUGGAUAUACCUUUUGAUGCACAUGGAACAUGUGACUUCCCAGGCCACUACUAGCUGUCACAUUUGACUAAUUGCACUCAACCAAAGCUGGAUCAAGGCCUCUCUUCCUGAACUAAUCCUUUGGGGACUUAAUGAACUUUCAAAAUAUAUUACUAUGGAAUGAAUGACUCACCAUAUUUAUAUCCAGAACCCAAACCUAGAAAUGGGACAUGAUGAUUUCAUUGAAACUUGCUUUUGUGUACAUGUGAUUAGCAGUACAUACGUAUAACCAGUAAUUUUCUGGUCUUGGAUUGUACAGCAAUAAGUUAUUCCCCUUCUAUAUCUUGUUCUAGUCAUAAAAGGAUAAUGGAUGGAUGGAGAACCUAUGGCCCUCCAUAGGUUGCUGGACUGCAACUCCCAUGAUCCCUGAACAUUGACCAUGCUCUCUGGGGCUUAUGAGUCCAACAAUACAUGGAUGACCACAGGUUUCCAACUCCUUUGGUUAAAACAUUAGGGACAUAACAAAUGAAUGCCAGUGUGACUAGAUUCCUCAUCAGACCUAAAAUCUAUCAAUAUAAAAAAAAAUUAUGAAACAGUCUGUGUAUACUGUUAACCGCUUAACUUAAGCUGCUGUCUCAUACCUUUGUAAUCUGCCUGGGAUUAUCACCAGGCCCUUGCCCCUAGAGGUGACUUGGUAAUCUCAAAUGACUGUCUAAUAGGCAGUCCACUGAGUUCACACCCAUCAUAAUAUCAAAAUAUUUAAAUAUCCUUUACUUUGCUGAUAAAAGCAUGGGUGUGGGUUGAGAUUUAUUAUCCAUCCGGACCAGAAGGCAUCAAGUAUAUGAGCCAGGUAUUUUAUUUUAUUUAGGCAGCAAAAGCAACUCUGAACAUAAACAAGUGAGAAUGUGCAGCCAUUCAGUAAAGAAUAGGAAAUAAUUCUACUCAAUAAACUGGCACAGUAUAUGACUCCCCUUUCCACUGACCGUCUUGCUCAUCAACUUUUCCCCCUGCCCUUUUUUACUGACUUGUUUAACUGUCCUCAACAGAUAUUCUCCACUGAUCACAUUUUCUGAGUCUUCCCACCAUUCCAUCUUGCUCUCUUUGUUGCACUUCUACAGUCCUGUUUUCAGAAACACAUACUGCCCUUGCUUUUUCUUGUCUCUGUUGCAGUCAAGUCAACAUAAAUUAUACCUAGUGAUUAUUCUAAUAACUCAUUCAGUGGGGACUGGAGGCAGAGCUCUGCUUCUGUCUUGGCCAUUUUCCUGCCUUCUUUGAAUCUCACAUUCCUUUCCCAGAAUGGAAAUGUGUCAAUCAGUGCCCCAACCUUGCAUACCAGUAGAACAAAUACCCUGAUACUGGUGUUGAAUACACAAGAAUGUAUAUUAUUAUGAUUAAAAAUGGUUUCCCACCGCUUCAAUUUCGGCUCUCUAAGCAAAGAAAGGAAAUCACUGUAUGCAAUAGCACUGCUGCACAGUUAUUUUUAGGAAGUGAAAUAUUCAUAUAUAUGAAGCCUUAUUUCUGUGAUCAUUCAAGCCUGCCUUCAGUAAAAGCCAAGGGGCCUGUUUUCCUAUUUUGUGAAUUUUUCAGUUUGACUUGGAAGCAGCAACAAGCUGAAUGUGGCCCUGUCUUGCUAAAUGCAAGGAGCUUCUUUUAAUGAGAUUCAGAAGCAAUACAAACACAAGUGAGUGAGAAGAUUAAAGAUUUUAUUCUAAACAGCAAACAUUACCAAGCAAGCACUUCAAUCUGCCACUGGGAAGCCCUCAAGAAGUGGCAAAGUGACCCCCAGGUAGCCUUCAGUUUUUGCACGACCCUCUGGCCAUCAGUUCAUGCACGAGCUUCUCAGAACUAUGCCCCAAAACUAUCUAAUUUAUAGAUAGCUAACUUGCUAGCCCACGUGCCUUGCCCAACUAGCUAGUGCAGAUUAUUAAUUAGCUAGUCCCCUCUUCCAAUACCACAUGUUCUUCCAAACAAUGUCUAACAUCAAAGAAGGUAUCCUGCGUUACCACUUCUUCCUUCCACCAGAUUAUACAUUAAAGGCUGAUGUCAGCCACCAAAUAACUUUAACAAGAGAUAGGGGACAUAAACAGAGGCAGGAAGAGAUGGCCAUGUCAGAUCACUAAACUCAAAAUACAAAUAUAUUUGUAUACAACCGCCCGCCCCCAUCCAUAUAGCCAUCUGUUAGCACGUCUAGUUAUUCCUGACACUGAGAUACGGUUUAUUAUAAGGCAUUAAAAAAGAAAUGAAUAAAGUAUUAUACUGU